Aspergillus homomorphus CBS 101889 is the source of this 1476-nucleotide messenger RNA. RefSeq names its product threonine aldolase family protein. Gene Ontology annotation, cellular component: cytosol. Gene Ontology annotation, molecular function: L-allo-threonine aldolase activity. The transcript has a single exon. Lineage: Eukaryota; Fungi; Ascomycota; Eurotiomycetes; Eurotiales; Aspergillaceae. Gene Ontology annotation, biological process: L-threonine catabolic process; glycine biosynthetic process. Bases 295 to 1356 code for a protein of 353 amino acids. The record is from RefSeq and is a predicted model, not a curated record.
CAAAUCGCACCGCGGGUUCCCGAGAAGUUAUUCCCGACGAGCACAACGGCGAUUCCCGACACGCUCGGAAAUCGGCCGCUGAAGAAGGCCCAGACUUUUUUUCUCCCUCCCGUUGGCUUUACGUAUAAAGAACGCCCCAUUGCCCACCCACCGACCCCGUGUCCAGAAACCGAACCUUUCUUUGAAAUGCUUGAGUUGAGCGUUCUUUGUUAAAACCCCCGGUACCGUCUUUUCACUCGUUUCAACUCGUUUGCUAGACUGGACUGCACUGGAAUUUUCACAACCGCCCUCAUCAUGAUCGUCAAACUCUCCACCCCCUACAGCUUCCUGGAUGACUACAGCGAAGGCGCGCACCCGCGCCUGCUGGAGGCGCUGAUACGCAAUAACAACACUCAGCAAACUAGCUACGGCACUGACGACUACAGCGCGGAGGCACGACACAUCCUGCACACGCAGCACCUGCACACGACACCGGAGGAGGUAGCGAUCCACUUCGUGCCGAGCGGGACGGCGGCGAACCUGAUCUCGAUCGCCAGCUGUCUGCGGCCGUACGAGGCGGUCGUCGCGGUGGACACGGGGCACAUCAGCUGCAAGGAGGCCGGGGCGAUCGAGGCAACAGGCCACAAGAUCAUCGGGGUACCGCACGCGCGCGGCAAGAUGACACCGACCAACCUGGAGCACACGCUGGACCGCAACCAAUUCUUCCCACACAUGGCCAAGCCGCGCCUGGUGUACAUCUCCAACGCCACCGAGCUGGGCACCGUGUACACGCGCGCCGAGCUGCAGGCGCUGUCGGCCGUGUGUCGGCGGCGUGAGCUGUUGUUGCUCGUCGACGGCGCCCGUCUCGGCGUCGCCCUCGCCGCCAACGACGACCUCACCCUCCGCGACCUCGUCGAUCUGACCGAUAUCUUCUGGAUCGGCGGCACCAAGAUGGGCGCCCUGCUCGGCGAGGCCAUCGUCGUGCGCCGCGCCAUUGCUGAGGGCUUUGAGUUCCACGUCAAGCAGCACGGCGCCCUACUGGCCAAGUCGCGCGUCAUGGGCGUGCAGUUCGCGGAACUGUUUCGGGAUGGGUUGUUCUUCGAGCUGGCCCGCCACGCCAACGAGAUGGCCCGUCGUCUAGCUGAGAAUUUCGUGCAGAUGGGCUUCGCUCUUGACGCCGAGACGGAGACGAAUCAGGUGUUUGUGCUCGUUCCCGACGACCUCCUGCCCCAGUUCGAGGAGCGCAUGCGCUUCUAUGAGUGGGAGAAGCGCGACGGCCACACCGUCAUUCGCAUUGUGACGUCCUGGGCUACCGAUGAGACUCAGGUCGAGAAGCUGAAUCAGUGGGUGCGCCAGGUGCGCGAGGUGCGGGCUUGAUGGCUGGCUGUUGGGCCCCUGACCGGGUAUCCCGGUGGGAUUGCAUAGUUCUGUUAUGAAGUAAUAGUAGAGAGUAUUAAUGAUAAUGAGUCAUGACUGUCAUUGUGUGUUGGUUUUGUC